AUGAUUAGUUGUUGUGGCUGUUGUUCAGCUCUCAGACCGAGAUAUAAGCGAUUAGUCGAUAAUAUCUUCCCUUCCAAUCCUCAAGAUGGUUUAGUGAAGUCAAAUAUGGAAAAACUCACUUUCUAUGCCCUGUCAUCGCCCGAAAAGUUAGACCGAAUCGGCGACUAUUUGGCCCGUAAAGUGGCCCGCGAUUUAUCUCGACAUAGAAAUGGGUAUACGAUGGACGCGAUGGACCAAUUGUUGGUCGCCUGUCACGCACAGACACUAAACCUCUUUGUCGAGAGCUUUCUCAAGAUUGUUCAGCAACUUCUGGAGAGCCACGAGCCGGACAUGCAGUUAUUGGCCACUCAAUCGUUUGUAAAGUUUGCGAACAUAGAAGAGGACACGCCGUCAUAUCACCGUCGAUAUGACUUUUUUGUGUCCAAAUUUUCGUCCCUCUGUCACAACGGGAACAGUAAUCUAGAGGUGAGGAAUAUGUUGCGUACGGCGGGUCUGAACGGCUUGAAAGGUGUGAUCCGGAAGACGGUUAGCGACGAUCUUCAGGCGGACAUCUGGGAAGAGCAACACAUGGAUAAAAUAGUUCCAUCACUUCUAUUCAAUAUGCAAUGUCAGGACGUGCUCUGUAUGACCACCGGCUCCGUAACCGAUGGCUCCUCCCAGUCAGCGCCCGCCGCCGCCUCGUCGGUGGCCGAGCAGUGUCUUCGCGAUCUGAUUGGUCGGGCGGCGUUCGGUCACGUGCACAGUGUGGUGAAGCCCGUGAUCAAGCACUUGGACAACCAUCAGCUAUGGCAGGCCCGUCAGCCCAACGAGUUCGCUGUCCAGUCAUUCAAAGUGAUCAUGUAUUCAAUACAAGCGCAACAUUCCUAUGCAGUCAUCCAAAUGCUGAUGAGCCACUUGGACGACGUCUCCCGAUCUCAGGACAUACCACUCGACGCCCAGAUUAGGGUCCGCACCGGUAUUGUCAACGUUCUGUCAAACAUAGUAUCGAUUUCGGCGUCGGAAUCGAUCGGUCCGUCCGUUCUUGAGAUGAUUAACUCAUUGUUGCAUCACUUGAGGGCUUCCAUCAGUAAUAUACAGGACGUCAGACAUGUGGACGACGAGAAGCAGUUCCAGGAGACUGUGAUCAACACAUUGGGAGAGUUCGCCAACAAUUUGCCCGACUAUCAGAAGAUCGAAAUAAUGAUAUUUAUAAUGAGUAAAGCGCCGCCAACUGUCACCGCCGCCACUGACAUACAGCUGCAGAACAUUAUACUCAAGAGUUUGCUGAAAGUGACCACAAAAUACCGUACCGUUCAUAUGUCGCAAGCAUUUCCCACCUCUUUCUUGAAUCCAUUGCUGUCCCGUUCACUGGCCAGCGAUCCGAAGGUUCGGCUCACUGUUCAACAGAUAUUCCAUCAGCUGUUGGAUCGGCACAACAAUCUGCCCAAACUGUCGCGUCCGGUGUCGCUGUCAUCACCGGAUCAGUUGACAAUCGAAAAGGCCGACCGACGGGACCUGAUGUUCAUGAAAAAACACGGCACAGAACUGCUGUUCCACAUCUACGAGAACGUUCAGCUCAGCAAUAAUACUGAUAACAAUUUUGACGCCAUUUACGCAACGCUGGCGUUACUGUGCGUUGAGCUCAACUCCGAGGAGACACUGGCAGAGCUGUUGCGGUUGACGUUCGCCAUCCAAGACUUGGCCGCCGCCAAGGGAUCCACACUCGCCGACCGGCACAAGUCGUCGAUACACUGUUUGGUCGCCGGUUUCCUGCAUCUGGUCGGCCAUUUGGUGGCCAUUCCUGCCUAUUGUACUCACGUCGAGACAGUCAUCAAAUGCCGCACAGAGAAGACGCCGUGGUUUUUGCCGGAGAGGAACGCGGAAAACAAGCAAAACAAGUCCGCGCGUCGAGAUGUUAUCGACGCCAAACUGCACGCCAGCCCUCCCGACGACCUCUGGGAUGAGCUCAUGUUCAACAAAGCGGUCAUUACGGAGGCGUUGCAGAGCAGCGGACACGAUAUCAGCGCUCUAUUGACACCAUUUAUGCCACGAAAUAUGGUGGACUCAUCGAUGACCAGAAGUAUCAGUGAUCUCAAUACCAUUACGGUUGAAGUCGAUAGUGUCAACUCAUCGCCUGGACUGCCCCGGAGACAACCAGAAGAAGAGAUAACAUUCGAGUCGUUGCGAAAGAUAAUUAACGAACCGAUUAGUGCCAAACAGGACGAGCAGGAGAUCAGGCGAUUGCAAAUCGUGGACCGUUUCAAAAACGCCUCCUUUCACGACCUCAUCGCCCGAUACGAGCGAAAGUCAAACGAUUUGCAACACAAACUGCUGGAAGCGUUGACCAAAUAUUCCGCUUUACAGACAAUCGACGCCAACAAAGCGGUGGCGCCGGACGUGGAAGUGGUCGGCGACGAACAGUUCAUGGAUUGCGUGGACAGCGUUGCCAUCGGCGCCGGCGGUGACGAUGGAGGACAAGCGCUGACCGGCGAUAAGGACUGGCAUUUCUACGAGAAUCCGUUGAAGGAGUUGUGCGCCGAGUCUGAGGUGAAUGGCGUCGGACCACCGCUUUUCGCACUUAAAUUUCCCGAACUUUUUGUUUAUUAAUCGUUUCAAAAAUUAUUUCUAAUAUAAUAACAAAUGCUUUUAAAUCAAUCGUUGAAUCAAUUUAUAGAUAUCUAUAUUAGAGAAGCCAUGAAGUCAUUAGAGAUUUACUGUUAUUAAUGAAAUAAAUUUAAUUUAAUUCUUGAAAAAA
This is a messenger RNA of Medioppia subpectinata, 2734 nucleotides long. NCBI's taxonomy places the organism in Eukaryota, Metazoa, Arthropoda, Arachnida, Sarcoptiformes, Oppiidae. The record is from the annotation of a GenBank genome assembly.